UCGUCCUACAAAUUGCCAGCUCUCCGCGCGUCCCUCCCUCGGUCUCCAUUAAAAAAGCUCCGGGGCCGCUGCUGCUGCUGGGGGGGCCGCCCGGCGCCCCGGGACCGAGCUCCGGCCGGGUGAUUACCGGAGUGCGCCUAUUUAAGUUAAAAGCUUUUCCCCCCCGACUCCAAAUGAAACUUGAUGAGGGCCCGUCCUUAGUUAUCAGGGGAGUCACUUUCUGGCCAGUCCUCUUGAUUCAUCUUUUUAGAUUUAAUCAGCAUUAGGGUAUUGCUUGUCCUUAAGAGCUUUAGCUUAAUGGGGUUACUGGAUGCUGUUCUCAGCGCGGCGUUUCCCGUUUGAUAGAUAUUCGCCCUCGACAAAGCCGGGCUGAGGUGGUGGCACCGAGGCCGGUUCUUUCUUUUAAGAAACCCGAAGUGAUUUAAGGCGCAGGGAGACGGCGUUAGGGCUCGGAGCAGGAAAUGCGGAUUCAUUUGGGCUGUAGCUGGAAACUGUAACAAAAGGCAAUUCCUGAGCAAAUGCAUCAGAAAUCAAUUUACAUAAAGGCCAUGGUGAACCCCGGCGGCAGCGCGCAGCCGCCCCCGGUGACGGCGGGCUCCCUCUCGUGGAAGAGGUGCGCCGGCUGCGGGGGGAAGAUCGCCGACCGCUUCCUGCUCUACGCCAUGGACAGCUACUGGCACAGCCGCUGCCUCAAGUGCUCCUGCUGCCAGGCCCAGCUGGGGGACAUCGGCACGUCCUGCUACACCAAGAGCGGCAUGAUCCUCUGCAGAAACGACUACAUCAGGUUAUUUGGAAAUAGUGGUGCUUGCAGUGCCUGCGGACAGUCCAUUCCUGCUAGCGAGCUGGUCAUGAGGGCACAGGGCAACGUCUAUCAUCUGAAGUGUUUUACAUGCUCUACCUGCCGGAAUCGCCUGGUCCCGGGAGAUCGGUUUCACUACAUCAAUGGCAGUUUAUUUUGUGAACAUGAUAGACCUACAGCUCUCAUCAAUGGCCAUUUGAAUUCACUUCAGAGUAACCCACUACUGCCAGACCAGAAGGUCUGCUAAAAGGUCAGAGUAUUGCAGAAUGCGUGCCUUCAUCUCAAAUUUUGUUCAUCACAGAUGGAUCCCAUGUCUCCAAGUAGACAAGUCACCUUUGUAGCUAGCAUCAGUGCCAGCUCCAUACCAUUGCACCUUCUUUAUUCUUGAUUGCCCUUCCCACAUUUAUUGGUGUAUUAAAAUGACUGAAUAUGAACAUUAAGGACUCCAUGAACCUGGGCUAAUGGGAGACUGUAGAGAAAAUGAAAAAAGAUCCACCGGAGGACAUCUUUGGGGGGGUGGGUGGGGAAGAUGACUAAUGAAGCUAAUUAAAAGAAGCAUUGAAAUCUGCUUUCUACCCUCAUUAACAAUUAGCAGGGCACUAGCCAGUUUGUACCCUGUGUUUUACCUUAACAACAUUCUAUUUGCUCUUUGUAUAUUUAAGUGUUGUAAGGAAAUGUGUUUCAAUCAAACUGAACAUGAGAUAAAGGAAAGAUGUGGCUUUUGUGAUAUUCUAUCACAAACACUUUUAUUGUAUCUCUGUAAAAUACAAUGUAUGUAUGCAUGUAAGUGUUUUUGUCCUAAUGUUGCUACUUCCCAUGGCAAAAAAAAAAAAAGGAGAAAAAGGAAAAAAAAAGUCAGGCUCAUAGCAGCUACUGUGUAGAAAUUUUCACCUACUUCUAAUUUGCUGAAUGAAGAAAAAUCUUUUAUUUGUGAUAUUUUCAGAGACAUUUGCUCUAGUAUGGUGUAUUUAAAUAAUAAAAAGUAAAACAAAAACCACUGAA
This is a messenger RNA of Numida meleagris (helmeted guineafowl), 1801 nucleotides long. RefSeq names its product LIM domain only 4 (gene LMO4). Lineage: Eukaryota; Metazoa; Chordata; Aves; Galliformes; Numididae. The transcript is spliced from 5 exons. The record is from RefSeq and is a predicted model, not a curated record. Bases 519 to 1046 code for a protein of 175 amino acids.